This is a messenger RNA of Closterium sp. Yama58-4, 4709 nucleotides long. The record is from the annotation of a GenBank genome assembly. NCBI's taxonomy places the organism in Eukaryota, Viridiplantae, Streptophyta, Zygnematophyceae, Desmidiales, Closteriaceae.
AUGCUAGAGCCGUUCCGCAACGAGACUACCACACCGCAGGACGGAGCAGCAGCAGCAGUCGAUGUGGAACUCGGAAACCGGCCGUUUAGCGAACCGUUUCCGUUAAACACAACCGACGCGCUUUUCUGCGAUGAAGGUGGCGAUAUUCGCACAGCCGGUGGGUCGAUGCUCGUCGAUACGCCUCCUAGCGGCCGGUCGUCACCCGAACCGUUAGCUUCCGUCAACGAUCACGGCCUGCCGUAUCUGGUGCAAGGAGGUAGCCAUGGCGCCGACGGCAGCAGCGACGGCGACUGUGCCAGUGGUGACUGUAGGAGCGGUGAUUGUAGAAGCGGUGAUUUUGGAAGCGGUGCCUGUAAGGAAGGGAGCAGCCAGGUUGGGAGUCCGUGGCAUCAGUCAAGUGCCAUGUCAGCAGUUCCGUAUGCUGCUGCUGCUGCUGCUGCUGCCGCCGUCGUGUACCGCUAUCCCUCCGUCGAGUAUAAGCGGGGUGUCCAGCACUGGCGGAUUAUACCCCGGGAUUCUUCCGUCGUCUCACCUCCUUCCAAGUUCCCACGCCACAGGGUGCUGCCACGUGUGCGGUUGCAAACGGCGGCCUUUCCUCUGGAACCGCAAGUGCUGGCACAGAGAACGUUCAAAAGGAGUGCGAAAGCGGGGGAGCAGAGGCGCGGGGGUCGGUUGCUGGUGGCGGGAGCGGCGCUGCGGCGGAAGAUGCAGGCAGCGAGCCGAGCGAGGGGGAUGCGGGCGUGGAGGGGGGAGAAGGGGAAGGGGAAGGGGAAGGGGAAGGGGAAGGGGAGGGAUCCGGAGACGGAGAAGCGGGAGGCGAGGUUGAUCAGAAACCGGGAAAGCGCGCAACUGUCGCGGCAACGGAAGAAGUACUACAUGGACGAGCUGGAGGCGCAGAUCCGCACCAUGUCCGCGGCAGUGGCGGAGCUCAACUCCGCCGUCGCGCAUCUCACCGCGGAGAACGUCAGCCUGCGCCGCCAGCUCGCCUUCUUCUACUCCUCCCCUUCCGCCGCUUCCGCCGCCUCCGCCGCCGCCGCCGCGGCAGUAGCUGGAACUGGAGUUGCUGCAGGGUCGGCGGGUGCGUUAGGUUCGGCAAUUGCCGCAUCAGGCCCGGCACGAGGCCCGGGUAGACGCAGAAGGGGAGGUUCGGCAGCAGCCGCGGUAGCGCCUCCUAGCGCAGUCUCGCCAGGCCUUGUCCCUCCGAUCCUGGGAGGGUUGGCUGGGAUUGGAAGCAUUGGGGGCGUAGGGUUACCACUCGGUGCGUUAGGUUUGCGCGGUUUGUUCCCCCCCGCUCCGCCUGUCCCGAUUCCGAAGCUGAAGAACGUGAGCCGCCCGGAAUCCGCGCGCAAGAAGAAAGGCGCGCCGGGGGGGAGUGGCGCGAAGGCAGGCGGUGGGGAGAAGGACAGGGGCGCAAAGAAGCAGAAGAAGGAAGGGGAUGCGUGUGUGGUUACCGCGGGUGCUGCGGAUAUUGCUGGUGCGGCUGGUGCUGCUGGUACUGCGGGUGCUGCGGGUGCUGGAGUUACUGCACCUAGCGCAACUGAUAACAGGCCUAGCAGACCCUCUUCGCCAUCCCGUGCUGUCUCCGCAGCUAAAGCACCCGCUCUCGCCCUCGCCAUGUUCGGUUUCCUCCUCAUCCUCUGCCCUUUCCUGCCGCCCAGCGGCGAACUGACACAGCAGCUUCAGAGCCGUGCUCUGCACUCGCCUGCUCUGGACUCGUCUGCUCUGCACUCGUCUUCUGUGCACGCGUCUGCGUUGAACCCAGUGUGGAGAGAGAAAGUGGUGGCGGGCGCUCGCAUGGAGCAGCACGCAGCUGACAGGCAGCAGCAGCGCUUCCCCUCCUUCGCAGCAGUGUCACGAGGCCAGGUGCCCAAUCUCACAACGGGCAGGGCUGCAGCAGACAGUGCUGCGGCAGACAGGGCCACAGCAGAUAGGCCUAGGGAAGGCAGGGCGGCAGCAGAGAGAGUGAGAGCGGCAGGCAAGGCCCUUGUGCCGUGGCGCCAGUGGUCACCUGCAAGUGCACUCAGAAGCCAGUUAUCAGCUAGUGGGAGAGGUGGGAGGAGUGGCAGUGGUAGCAGUGCCAGUCACUUGGGCAGCAGCAGUGAUAGCACUUACGGUCCGCGGGUCAGUGGGAGUGGCAGUGGUGGCAGCGGUGGCAGUGCUUCUGUGGGGCUGAGAGCUGGGGUUGGUGCCGGUGGUCGGGUGGCGGGUGCGCUACCAGGAGCAGCAGCAGUGGAGGGUUCGUUGCCGUGGGAUCAGCAGCAGUGGCUGCUGCAGCACAGCUCAGGCCCGCUGUUUCAGUCGCAUACAUGCACAGAGCUUUUCCGGUUUGACUCCCAUCCAACCCAAGCGGCGCAGGAGGGAGAGGCACAGGAUGGGGCAGGAGAGGCAACGACGCACUCAGCGGGCAGCAGCAGCAAGAGGAACUCAUCUGGUGGCUGUGCAGGCAGCGACGGUGGAAACUCCAGUGCCACAGACAGAAGCAGAGGCAGUGGGAGCCACAUUCCAGGUUCGUCGCCUCUCAACUCCGCCACGGCUACCACCACAAUCAGCAGCAGCAGGGUCACUGGAGAGGGUAGCAAGGAGCCCCUCCCACCUGUGCCUGUGCCGGUGAUGUCCCGCCGCAUGUUCCUGCGGAGGCGGUAUUUGAACGAGCUGCCGGCAUCAAAGCGGGCCAUUCCUCUGCCCGACUCCAACCAGGCCAUUCCCCUCUUGCCUCCCACUGAAGAAUCCGCCAGGACAGCCACCAGCCCUGAUGGGUUGCUGAGUGGAGAGGGGAGGAGUGGUAGCGCCAGCAGCACGAGGAGUGUUGAUGUGAGCGGCAGCUUGGAACACAACGCAACGACGGAGGGGAGUCCGAUUCGGUCGGUCCCGGUUGCAGUGCCUGGUCAGCAGCAGCAGAGCGGGUUUGGCCAGCAGGGUGCGUUCGCACAGCCGGAACCGGUCGUAGUGUCGAUUCUCUCGGGUUUUGAUGCAAGCAGCAUGGGAAGUUUUUUCCAGAGUGGGACCAGGGGGUUUGCUGCAGGGUUUGCUGGGGCGGAUGGGGCUGGCGGGUCAGAGAGAGUGAAUCCAGGGCGGAUGGGAAAAGGUGGGGCGGAGGAGGAGGUGAGAGGAGGGAUGGGUGGAAGUGUUGUGGUGAUGGUGACUAGUGGGGGGAAGAGCGUGGCGUAUGCGUGUGCUUUAGGUGGCUCUAAAGGGAGGAGCAAGCGCGGCACGCCGACGGUGAUCCACAAGGGCAGCGCCGUUAACAGAAUCCGUCAGUUCUACAUGCGCAAGGUCAAGUUCACGCAGCAGACGUUUCACGACAAGCUCACGACUAUUCUCGACGACUUUCCGCGGCUCGAGGAGAUUCAUCCCUUCUAUGGCGACCUCCUUAAUGUCCUCUACGAUAAGGAUCACUACAAGCUCGCGCUCGGGCAGGUGAACGUGGCGCGCGGAAUCAUCGACCGCAUCGCCAAGGAAUACGUGCGGUUGCUCAAGUAUGGCGACUCGCUGUACCGUUGCAAGCAGCUCAAGCGCGCCGCGCUCGGCCGCAUGUGCACGCUCAUGCGCAAGCAGGGCCCGUCGCUCGCGUACCUCGAGCAGGUGCGGCAGCACAUGUCGCGUCUGCCGUCCAUCGAUCCCAACACGCGCACCAUCCUGGUGUGCGGGUAUCCCAACGUGGGCAAGAGCUCGUUUGUGAACAAGGUGACGCGUGCGGACGUGGAGGUGCAGCCGUACGCAUUCACCACCAAGUCGCUCUUCGUCGGGCAUACCGACUACAAAUACUUGCGCUGGCAGGUGAUCGACACGCCCGGUAUCCUGGACCACCCACUGGAGGAGCGCAACACCAUUGAGAUGCUCGCCGUCACGGCCCUCGCGCACCUGAGGGCUGCCGUGCUGUUUGUGGUGGACGCGUCUGGUAGCUGUGGGUACACGCUGGAGCAGCAGUCGGCUCUCUUCAACUCCAUUAAGCCCCUCUUCCUGAACAAGCCGCUGCUGGUGGUGUGCAACAAGGUGGACCUACAGCCACUGGAAACCCUCUCGGAAGCGGACAGGAAGAUCAUCCAAGACAUGGCCGCUGAAGCAGCUCGGUGUGGUGGCCCCGGCGUUGCCCCUCCUCCUGCUGCUGCAGAGGGAGGGGAGGGGGCGAUGGAGGCGGUGAUGGGGGACGGUGAGGGCGCGGGGUGUCUGCUCACCAUGAGCACCAUGACUGAUGUCAACGUGGCUGCUGUCAAGAACGCCGCGUGCGAACGACUGCUGCAGAUGCGUGUGGAGGCCAAGAUGCGCAGCAAGCGGGUGGAGGACGUGGCGAAUCGAAUCCACGUGGCCAUGCCGCGGCCACGAGACAACAAACCACGCCCGCCAGUCAUCCCGCAAGCCGUGCUGGACCGGCAGGCCAAGGGCAUCAAGCCCUCCGAAGGCCGCAAGCUGGAGAAGGACUACCAGGAGGAGAUGGGCGGCGCGGGCGCGUACGUGGCGGACCACACGCGGCCGUACCUGUUGGGCGACGACACGUGGCGGCAUGAUGUUGUGCCGGAGAUCAUGGACGGGAAGAACAUUGCUGAUUUCGUGGAUGCGGAUAUUCUGGCAAGGUUGGAGGAGCUGGAGCGGGAGGAGUGGGAGAUGGAGCAGCAGGCGGAGGGGGUCGGUGAGGGCGAGUGGGGCGAAGCGAUGGAUGAUGAGGAAGAGGAUUUGGCUCCAGAAGAGGCUGAGGCACUCGCGGCUAUCAG